Molecule: messenger RNA, 1790 nt
Organism: Euleptes europaea (tarantolino)
Lineage: Eukaryota; Metazoa; Chordata; Lepidosauria; Squamata; Sphaerodactylidae
Gene: SNX27
Product: sorting nexin 27
Exons: 13
Coding region: 9-1745 (578 amino acids)
Biological process (GO): signal transduction; intracellular protein transport
Cellular component (GO): early endosome
Molecular function (GO): phosphatidylinositol-3-phosphate binding; protein binding
Source: RefSeq, a predicted model, not a curated record
UCGCCAAGAUGGCGGACGAGGCGAGCGAGGGGCUGCCUCGCUCGGUCCUGCCGGGCCCCCUGCGGGGGGGCGGCGGCGGCGGCGGCGGGGGCGGCUCGUCGUCCUCGUGCUCCUCCUCGGCGGCGGCCGCCGCCUCCUCCUCCUCCUCGGCGCCCGGGGGGGCGGCGCCGCCGGGCCCGCGCGUGGUCCGCAUCGUCAAGUCCGAGUCCGGCUACGGGUUCAACGUGCGCGGGCAAGUGAGCGAGGGCGGGCAGCUGCGCAGCAUCAACGGGGAGCUCUACGCGCCGCUGCAGCACGUCAGCGCCGUCCUGGGCGGGGGGGCGGCCGAGCGCGCCGGGGUGCGCAAAGGGGACCGCAUCCUCGAGGUGAAUGGCGUGAACGUCGAAGGGGCGACGCACAAGCAGGUGGUGGACCUGAUCCGAGCGGGGGAGAAGGAGCUGAUCCUGACUGUGCUGUCGGUGCCGCCCCACGAGGCUGACAACCUGGACCCGAGCGACGACUCCCUGGGCCAGUCCUUCUACGACUACACCGAGAAGCAGGCCGUGCCCAUCUCCAUCCCUACUUACAAGCACGUGGAACAGAAUGGUGAGAAGUUUGUGGUUUACAAUGUUUACAUGGCGGGCCGGCAGCUGUGUUCGAAGCGGUAUCGCGAGUUCGCCAUCCUGCACCAGAACCUGAAGCGAGAGUUUGCCAACUUCACUUUCCCGCGCCUGCCGGGCAAAUGGCCCUUCUCGCUAUCGGAACAGCAGCUAGACGCCAGGAGGCGGGGGCUGGAGGAGUACCUGGAAAAGGUGUGUUCCAUCCGAGUCAUUGGGGAGAGCGACGUCAUGCAGGAGUUCUUGUCGGAAUCGGAUGAGAAUUACAACGGAGUUUCAGACGUGGAACUUCGAGUGGCGCUACCAGACAUCACAACGGUGACUGUCCGGGUCAAGAAGAACAGCACCACAGACCAGGUGUACCAGGCUGUGGCUGCCAAAGUUGGGAUGGACAGCACGACCGCAAACUACUUUGCGUUGUUCGAGGUGAUCAAUCACUCCUUUGUGCGGAAGCUGGCGCCCAACGAGUUCCCUCACAAGCUCUACGUGCAGAACUACACCUCGGCCGUGCCGGGGACCUGCCUGACCAUCCGGAAGUGGCUCUUCACCACCGAAGAGGAAGUCCUUCUGAAUGACAACGACCUGGCAGUCACCUAUUUCUUCCAUCAGGCUGUCGAUGAUGUGAAGAAAGGGUACAUCAAAGCGGAGGAGAAGUCCUAUCAGUUGCAGAAGCUGUGCGAGCAGAGGAAGAUGGUCAUGUACCUGAACAUGUUGAGGACCUGCGAGGGUUACAACGAGAUCAUCUUCCCGCACUGCUCCUGCGACUCACGCCGGAAGGGGCACGUAAUCACAGCCAUCAGCAUCAAGCACUUUAAACUCCACGCCUGCACCGAGGAGGGCCAGCUGGAGAACCAGGUAAUAGCCUUUGAAUGGGACGAGAUGCAGCGAUGGGACACAGACGAGGAAGGCAUGGCUUUCUGCUUCGAAUACGCCCGAGGAGAGAAGAAGCCGCGAUGGGUUAAAAUCUUCACCCCUUAUUUCAACUACAUGCACGAGUGUUUCGAGCGGGUUUUCUGCGAGCUCAAGUGGCGGAAGGAGGUGGAAGAGGAAGCCACAGACAAGGAUAACAAGAACUGUAGUAAAGACAAUAUGUGCAGCAAGAACAUCUUUCAGAUGAUGCGGACACACCACAGAGACAUCACAACUUAGCCUUGCGUCGCUGCGGAUGAAAUUAAAAAACACGUAUUAUCCCUU